Molecule: messenger RNA, 2398 nt
Organism: Branchiostoma floridae (Florida lancelet)
Lineage: Eukaryota; Metazoa; Chordata; Leptocardii; Amphioxiformes; Branchiostomatidae
Product: probable G-protein coupled receptor 19
Exons: 5
Coding region: 383-1594 (403 amino acids)
Biological process (GO): G protein-coupled receptor signaling pathway
Cellular component (GO): membrane
Molecular function (GO): peptide binding; G protein-coupled receptor activity
Source: RefSeq, a predicted model, not a curated record
GCGUCCGUGACAUCCACGCUACUAACACUGCAGAUGCAGCUCAGACUCGGAAAGCUGAACUUGUCGCCAGUGUAGGCAAGCAAGCCAGAUAGCUUUCAGCCGGACGAGAGAAAGUAGCUCUGCACGGCAAUACAGAUCAAGCAAGGGCUCCCAAAGAAACAUCCGAAGGAACACCUGAAGACAUCUUCGACCAUCUGCACCUCAACACGAAACACUUCCGUGGAAAAGGGAAAAUCUGCGUCUGAAUCACACGUUUGAUUCACAGGAACCGGACCCCAUGACGCGAUACCAAGAGUGUCAGUGAACGAUAUGACACUGGUGCUAGUUUACGGCGUAAUAAACCACGGUUGGGCUCCGACUGGCGACCUUUGAACUCUCCAUCAUGGCGAUCUCCACGGAAGUCCCGAGCACCAUGAGCGUCGCUCCGACCAGCGCCAACACCAGCGCGGUCCUCCCCGCUCUCGGAAUGGACCGGUCCUCUGCACAGAUCGUCAUUGAGACAGUGACCCUGGUCUUGCUGUGGGUGGCCUCAGUACUGGGUAACGUGCUCGUGUGUAUAGUCGUGUACCGAAGCCGCCGCUUGCAGUCCACCACCAACUACUUCGUGGUGUCGCUGGCCUGCAGCGAUCUGCUGGUCGCCUUUAUGUGCAUGCCGUUCGUCCUGGGACGGGUGGUCACCAACCGCUGGGUGUUCGGCGGGCCCAUGUGCAGCGUCGUCCGCUUCGUGCAGUUCACCUGUCCCGGUGCCACGGUCUACGUGCUCCUGUCCAUCGCCAUCGACCGGUUCUACACCAUCAUAUACCCGCUUAGCUUCAAGGUGUCGCGGACGAAGGCGAAACAGAUGAUCGUGCUGGCGUGGCUCUUCUCGGCUCUGCUGGCUGCACCCUGCUUCUACUUCUUUCGGACAGAGGACUUGUCGCAGAAGACGCUGUGUCCGACGUACUACCCCGGCGACUGGCGGGGCGUGCUGUACAUGGCGGCGGUGUUCACCGUGGACUACCUGGUGCCCAUCGUGCUGAUCAUCCUCCUCUACACGCGCGUCGUCAAGCACAUCUGGACUAUCGGGGUGGGAGGGCGCAAACUGCAGCGCACCAAAAACACCGUCCCGGCCACCAAGGUCAAGACCAUAAAGAUGCUGCUGGUGGUGAACGCUGUGUACCUUCUGACCUGGUCGCCAUUUUUCCUGCUCCACCUGGGUCACGUGAUCUCGGCGGUGGGCGGUGCGCAUGCGCGGGGUGACGCGGACCCCACGUGGUUCAUCGCGACCGUGUGGAUCGGGUUCUCGUCCUCCGUGUCCAACCCGCUCAUCUACUGGGUCUGCAACCCGAACUUUCGGCGGGGCUGCCGCGAGAUCUUCUGCAUGUCCAACAUGAAGUGCUACCGGAGCAACACGUACGCCAUCACCUACACCACGCCCUUCGGGAAGAGGAAUCACGUGGGCUUCGCCCUGGACACAAACGUCACUGCCACCACCACCGCCGAGAGUGCGCAGCCGCAGAACGGUCACGUGACCACCUCGUUCGAUAGAGAGGCUAAGCGGGAGAAGAAGAUCGCCUGGCCUCUCGUGUCAAACGGCGCCAAUACUUACUUGUGAGAGAUGCCAUGAAGGAAGAAACUCUUACAACCCGUGCUGAAAAUGACGGGCGAUCAGAAAGAAAAACUAACCUGGAUGCCACGCGGUUUCAGGGCCCGCAUUGACUAGCUCCUCGGCUCCAAGGCCAACAUGCCCACAAGGUAAAUUUCUCACAGGCUCCCCUUAGUUAGACCCAGGGGCUGGUGUGGUCAAAUUUCCUUGGGGACUUGUGGGCCCUGUGAGCGAAGAGCUGGCCGUUGUAGCCAUUGACCUGGAAACUGAAGACAUGUUCUUCUCCUAAACGCUCUCUUUCGAUGAUCUGUCAGUCUGAAUAUUAUUGACAGCUCUCUAAAUAGCAUCGGAGCAGUAACCGUCGUAAACUUUGCCAAACGUGCUUGAAAUGAACUCAGACGUUUUCGCGUGACGCAAAUAUCGGAAGAUCGUUUCUAUCUCGUUUACACUUUCGUGAAGCCUAAAAACAUUCCUCUUGUACUGGCCAGACGAAAGUACGACGAAAUUUCGCACAAAAUGUCUGAUUUUUCAAUACUGAAACGCCGACAUUUCAGUUCAAUCUAAACCUUUGUAAGCCUUAGAGUCGUGACACAAACAUUUUUUGACCCAGGUUCAAACAAAACGCUGCAACUAAAGCUAAGGGCAGAACCCACCGUCUACGUGCCAAACCGUGGGCAAUUUUGGGAUCCGUAAGUGGUAAAUACCGCGUCCGUACGAACCCGUAGGGAAUCCGACGGAUUUUGGAGCACGCAGACACGUGGGUUAGGUGCAGGCAAAACUUUGUGUGCUAUUGGGCUGCGGAUUCGCUCCCCG